This is a messenger RNA of Betta splendens (Siamese fighting fish), 3122 nucleotides long. Its product is annotated as zinc finger protein 572. Bases 284 to 2428 code for a protein of 714 amino acids. Lineage: Eukaryota; Metazoa; Chordata; Actinopteri; Anabantiformes; Osphronemidae. The transcript has 4 exons. The record is from RefSeq and is a predicted model, not a curated record.
CCGCUCCAGGACAUCGGGGGCGCUCCGACGGCCACGUGGACUUCCGGUCCGUGGGGAGCUUCAUUUGUUUGCCUCUCUUCAAGCCCCCUUUUUCGCUAUGUGUAAGUUUGCAGCUGGUUCGUCAUCCAGGUGUUAUCGCUUCGUGUCCACGUCGUGUCGUACAUUUUUGUUUUGUAUUUGGAAAAAGUACGCGUCUGGCCUUGGGAUAAGGACCUAACACGAAGCUUGUCCCACUGAUGUGAAGCCACGCUUUGUCAUCAUUUCCUCUUGCCAGGCUGCAGCCAUGUCCAUUGAGUACACUAUUGAUAUCCAGCUAACUGAGCUGGGGUUCCCGGACAUCCUGCAGUCGCAGCAGACCUCGAUCAGGGAAACAUCCCGUCGGUCCUCAUCGGAUGGCUCCUUAUCGUCCAGUCAUUCUCCCACUUCACUUAACACUAACGCCAACAAGAAGAAACUACUGGUCAUAGACCCAAAGUCAUCUGACGAAGAAAGAGGUGGUGCAAAACAUGCCUCCAAUAUUCAAUCCAUGGUGGAUUCAGCUCCCCCUGAGGAAUUACUUUGCAAACCCACAAGUCCUGCACAAAGUCUACAAGUUGACCAAGAGACUGGCGUUUCUGAACUUUCCAGCCCAUCACAGAAAGUCACAACAGCAGAGCAAGACAAUGGACAGAUGGAUGAUGGUGAUGGAGAUGCAGUACACAAGGAUCCAGAACAGAUGGAUGAAGUUGUGGUAGGGGACUCUGAUGACAGCGAAGUCUCGGAUAUGUAUGAGGAAGAAGAGUUGGAGGAAGAAGAGGAGGAUGAGGAAGAGGAAGGGCAAGAUGAUGAGUCGGGUGAGUUCCCCUGCAGUGUUUGUGAUCUCCAUCUGUCCUCUAAAUUCAAGCUCCAGGACCACAUGAACCUGCACACAGGAGUACGCCCUUACUGCUGUGCUGAAUGUGGGAAGCGCUUCUGCCAGAGUUACAACUACCGCGUCCAUCUGCGCACGCACCGCCAAAUCAAAGUGGAGCGGUACGUGUGCCGUGUCUGUCGGAAGGACUUUGCUUCCCAGGAGGAGCUCACAAUGCACCUUUCAACAACUCACUUUGAAAAUGAGUUUUACGAAUGUGAUCGGUGCAAACGCGUGUUCACUUGCCUGAGGGUGUGUGAGUUACAUGUACGGUUGCAGAAAUGCAGGGUAGAUGUUAUGUGUGACACUUGUGGCCGCAGUUUCUCUUCUUUAAAGUCCCUCGCGCGACAUCGGAAUGGGAAGUGCUACAGCACCUUUAAAUGCACCGACUGUUCAAAGAUGUUCACAAAGAAGAAUGCCCUCCUGAAACACAGCUUCUCCCACCUGGGUUUACUGCCCUACACUUGCAUGCGGUGCCACUGCCACCUUCGCCUGGCAAAGCUCUACCGCCAGCACAAGUGUCAACCCCAGCGCAUUAACUGUGUCGCGUGCCUACGAGAGUUUCUCAGUCAGGAUGACUUCCAGCGACACAAAAAGGACACGGGCUGCUGGGGCAACCAGGAGCCAAAAGGGGAUGAGAUCAGAUGUUUGGAGUGUGGCCAGAUGUUUGACACUAAGGAAGAGCUGAAGAAACACGCUGGGGCUCAUCAGAGGGUGCUGAAAUGUGCUGAAUGUGGGAAGGGGUUCCGCUCAGCCUUGCUGUUAAUGUCCCACAUGGGUGGCCAUGCCGGCCAGUCACCCUGCCUGUGUCAGAGCUGUGGACUGGGCUUUCCACACCAACAGAAUUACCACAGCCACCUUAAGACCUGUGGACAGACGCCUCAACCUGAGAGUGUUCCCAAGAAACGCCUGGCCUCAAGGAGCUCUUCAUCUGAGACACAAAAGCUUAAAGCAAGUCCACACGCACCAAACACUGCCAUCCCGACUGCUACACACGCUCCUGUCCUUCCUCCUGCUGCUACUUCGCCACCUUCUAAAGAAUUCAUUAGGCCAGAACGUGUGACAGAGGCUCUGUCUGCUGACUCUGGUCAGUCAGACAAAUAUUGGAAGCUAACCCUGGACAAAGAGCCUCCACCUGGUAUUAAACUUGUCUUGUUACUCCCAGUUUGCCCAAAUCAAACCAGUGAUGUGACACUUCCACCUGGAGUCCCUCAGACCUCUGAGGUACCAGCUAUACAGGUCCAGCCUCACGUGUCUCCUGUUCCAAGAAAUGGACAGCUUGGUGUCAGUCCUGCUUUUGGUGUGCCACUAGGCAAUUUGAGUUGGCCGACUGGGAUUAAACAGGAUCCAGAAUGUGAACAACCUCUGGAUUUGUCUAAGAAAAAGUCAGCUGUAAUUGAUAUUUCCCCUCUUCCUGUUAAAAGUGAGCAAGAAGAAUAUGAGAUCCCAACAGAGGACACUGAAACGAAUCCUGGAGAAGCAAAUCCUGAAGUGAAAACGGAUCUCAGGAAUCUAACAACCUGUAGCACAACAUCCUGAUUAUAGGAGCACAUCGCCUUUUCCAGACUCUGAUCUUAAUUUGUGUUCACACGAACCCACCGAGGUUACAGAAGUGAGGUUGGAGAAAAAAAAUAAAGUUGAAAUUGAAGUCAAAGUCAGUGAGGGCAGUCGUUAGAUUCUUACAUAGGAAGAGACGCAGUGUUUGGCAUAAACCAAAAACUAGUGUCAACGUACAAUAAACACACCCAAUAAAUAAUGUAUAUAUUUUUGUCACAUAAGUACGAGUAACUGAAAGUAGACGAGCUUACUGUCAUUCAAACAUUCCAAGGUGUUGUUUUUUAAUUUUUUUUAUUUGUUUAUUGGCUAAAGGUUGUGGCUUUGUGCGUUUCAUUAAAAUUGUACGGUAUAAACCAAAUUCUAUGCAAUAUAUGCAGCAUUUCUUACAAGUAAAUAUUCUCUGUAUUUCAUUUCGUUUGUGAGGGGGCAAAUACAUGGGUAUUAAAUUUAAUGAAAACACUGGAAUUCUUAGUAUUUAGCUGAAAACUUGAAGUGAUGUUUUUUUGGUCUAUAUGCACUCAACCUUUACUAUGGUAAAUAUUUUAUUGAAGCAGAUAAUGGUACUAAACAAAUAAUAUAACAAAAUCCACAUGAUCAAAUAGCUGAAUCUUGUCAGUCUGCAGGUAUCUUUAAUUAUUUCUAAAGGCAAAUAAACAUUUGUCUGAAAAUAAUGUGA